AUGUUGGGCCUCUUCUCCCCUCAGAGACAAGCCAGGCCGCGCUCACGACCAGCUCCCAACAGCUCGCGAGGAGGAAGCCCCGCCUCUUCCGCUUCCGCCUUCGCCGUCAUCAUGGCGGCCUCCAGGGAGAAGUACUCUGUGCUGCUGCCCACCUACAACGAGCGCCAGAACUUGCCGCUGAUCGUGUGGCUGCUGGUGAGGAGCUUCGAGCAAAGUGGAAAUGAAUUUGAAAUUAUUAUCAUCGAUGACGGAAGCCCAGAUGGAACUCAGGAAGUUGCUGAGCAGUUGAUAAAGAUUUACGGAUCAGAUAAAAUUCUUUUAAGACCCAGAGCAAAGAAACUUGGAUUGGGGACUGCUUACAUUCAUGGGAUGAAGCAUGCUACAGGAAACUUCAUAAUUAUAAUGGAUGCUGACCUCUCACAUCAUCCAAAAUUCAUUCCAGAGUUUAUCAGAACACAGAAAGAAGGCAAUUUUGACAUUGUGUCUGGAACUCGAUAUAAAGGAAAUGGAGGUGUUCACGGAUGGGAUUUGAAAAGAAAAUUAAUCAGUCGAGGCGCCAACUUCCUAACUCAAGUUCUACUACAGCCAGGUGCAUCUGAUUUAACAGGAAGCUUCAGAUUGUAUAGAAAAGAGGUUUUACAAAAACUGAUGGAGAAAUGUGUUUCAAAAGGAUACGUUUUUCAGAUGGAAAUGAUUGUCCGAGCCAGACAACUUGGCUACUCCAUUGGAGAGGUUCCUAUAUCAUUUGUGGACCGAGUCUAUGGAGAAUCUAAAUUGGGAGGCAAUGAAAUAGUUUCCUUUCUAAAGGGACUUCUGACUUUGUUUGCAACUACAUAGUGGAGAUAUUUUCCCUACAUUCCAUAUAACAUUAAAUUGGAUUGAAGAAUUUAUUUUUGUACUUUGUUAAGCUUCCCUGUGACUAUAAAAACCAAACCAUUGCUGAUUUCUGAUUUGAAGAAAAACACAGACAAUACAUGCAACUAUGGACUUAUUUAUUAACUGUGAUCACUAAGUAGUAUGGGCUCUAAAAAUAAUAAAUUCACACAUACCCCA
Molecule: messenger RNA, 1053 nt
Organism: Anolis sagrei ordinatus
Lineage: Eukaryota; Metazoa; Chordata; Lepidosauria; Squamata; Anolidae
Gene: DPM1
Product: dolichyl-phosphate mannosyltransferase subunit 1, catalytic
Biological process (GO): dolichol-linked oligosaccharide biosynthetic process; protein O-linked glycosylation via mannose; GPI anchor biosynthetic process
Cellular component (GO): endoplasmic reticulum membrane
Molecular function (GO): dolichyl-phosphate beta-D-mannosyltransferase activity
Source: RefSeq, a predicted model, not a curated record